GCAGAUCUGGACAUUCUGACUCCACCCUCCACCGGCUUUGACGAGAACAACAUCAGAAGGAGUGAUAAAUAUCCCACAAUAAUCAACACAAAUAUCUGCAGGAGAUAAAAGUAUAUUUAGAGCAGCUUUUCCAGAGCUGAUUUUCAUUAAAUGUCGGUUUAGACACAUUGAAGGGAAUUUGGAACACUCCCGGGAGCUGCUUCUUCUAGGCUAAAUAAAAAUGCAGCUUUGCUCUACUUUAUUCAGGCACUCGUCAAACUGUUGAUCUCACUGCUGAGUGGAUGCGGGCUUUUGGAGCACCAGUCAGGAGGACUCAUCAUACGAAAAACAACAGGACGUUGUUUGAUUUUUGUUGGGAAUCCGGAGCCGCAUAGAGUGCACCAUGUAGUUUAAAGACGUUGGGCUUACCCAAUGAAAUCCAUCAGUUCUCUUUGGCCUGCCCCUCCCCUCCGAGGUGAUAAACAGCGACAUUUCAGACUCCGAGAAAAGUGAGCGGAUAAGAGUCUCGUGGGAGGAUGAUGAGAGAGACGUGACCAGGGACAGAUUGAGGAAGAGUUCGGGUUAGCUGCUGCUGCCUGGUGAUAGUCUGAUCCUCCAGAACCACUGUUAAACCACUGUGGACAGCAAUACGACUUCUUCCCCUCCAGAUCAUGUUGGCAAUUUUUUUUUAAGUCAACACACCUUCUGUUAAGUAAUUGUUGCUCAGAACUGGAUUUGGGAAGCUAAGGUUCCUGCUACUUUUCUGAUGGUAGCAAGCAUCAUUGUUACUGUCGGUGAGGGAUCUGCAGCAGGCUCAAAAUGCCAGUAUGCCUAUUACUCAGGACAACGCCUUCAGCAUUCUCCUGCUGCUGGAGGACUGGCACAGGGCUCAGAUGGUGAGAUCUAACAACCCUGACAACAUAAAAGAAGACAGUUUGGAAUACAAGGAUGAAGAGUACCACAAUGGAGAAGAAGACAGUUUUUGUGGCAGUAUUCAGUUGGAUGAUCUGCCCUUGUGUCUGGCUGCAGCUCAGAAAUUGGUGGAGUAUAUUACGUUCAAUUUCAUGGAGAGUGACACAGCUCUGUCUGCUACAAGCUCCUGUUGUAGCAAGGGACUUGAUGUCGAAGUUCAUGCUGUUUCCUUCAGAAAAAGUGAGGACGAUACUGUUGAAUUUGGCCUGAGCUUUGGGAACAUCCCUAUUUUUGGGGAUCCUGAUAUCAGAAAAAAAGGCUCUUCAAGGAAAAAGAGAGAGGAGGGCCCCAUCGUCAACGUGGGCUGCAUUUGGGUAACAGAGGUGAAAAAGAAAAGCCCAGCAGCCUGUUGUAGGUGUAUCAAACUCAGAGAUGAAUUGCUGUCAGUAAAUGGACAACUGAUGGUGGGAGUUAAUGUCAGUGGAGCCAGCUACCUGGUUGAUCAGUGCUGGAAUGGCGGUUGCAUUUAUUUGAUCCUUUUGCGUCGCAUCAAGCGAAAGGCCCCUCUCCCUCCUUGUGUCAAGGGAAGUUUCACUAUUCCUAACAAGAUGGAUCACUGUCAAACCCAGCAGGACAUAACUGAUUUUGAAGUGGUGAACUGCAAACGUACACGCAAAUUUGGGGUGAUAUCACGAUCCUCUAACCAAGGCUACAACGAAAGUACUGGAUCACAGAUCCAAACCAGAAAUCGGUACUCCCUUCUUAAUACUGAUGCAGAAGUCAGUUCUUCACUAGAAGAGUGCAGUCCAGACUUGUCUCCUCAGACUCAAACUAUUCAUUCAUACAAUGGAUCUGCUGGAACUCUGCCGGGGAGAAGUCACAGUCAGAUGUUGGAAUGCAAAAUGCAAUCCUUCACUAGUGAAGCUACUACCCAGCUGAGAGAGGGCAGUCACAUCUGGAAGAUGCAUAUGGUGAAAGGUCAUGAGGGUCUUGGAAUACAAAUAACAGGGGGACGUGGCUCCAAGCGCUCUUCUCAUGGAAUUAUUAUCGCUCAUAUAGAGAAAGGGGGCGCUAUUCACAGGGAUGGACGUCUUCAUGUUGGUGAUGAACUACUGAUGGUUAAUGGUCAGUCUCUAGUGGGUCUCACACAUCAAGAGGCUGUUUCCGUCCUUCGCUCCACUACUGGUCUUGUCCAAUUGGUGAUAUCAAGUCAGGAGGAGUCAAAAGUGGAUUUUGAACACUUUCCCUCCACAAGCCUUCCGGACCUCAUCAGCACCUGCAGAUCCUCUUCAUCCCAGUUUCAGGCUGCACCCCCCAGCUUUUCCUAUGGGACAUUCAGUAGCACCACUGGUCUUAACAAUUCCUGCCUGUUAUCACCGCUGGAGAACCCAGAGGACUUCCAUCAGGGGAAGGCAUCAGAAACAUGCCGCUGCAGUCCUACACCUAUGAAGCUAUCCUGCCAAUCCCAAGGUGGCAGCAGUUGUCUGGAAUCAGUGGGCGAGGAUGAUGAGCUGUUUGUGGAGAGCAUCAUCAGCGGCAGUGAAGUGGCAGAGAAACCUCUAUCUGGUCGACGCAAACACUCCUUACCUCAUCAGCUGGAUAGUGCUAGAGUCAGACAGGAACAUCAGAUAAUUAAGAAAUCAGCCCGCUCCAUGAGCACUGUUGAAGAAGAGUCUCUAUGGCGACUGGCACAGCCGUCUAUUAUCUCCAGCAUAGUGCUGAUGAAAGGCCAGGGGAAGGGCCUUGGCUUCAGUAUUGUUGGUGGGCAGGACUCAGCACGUGGCCAUAUGGGCAUUUUUGUCAAAACAAUUUUUCCUCACGGAGCUGCUGCAGCUGACGGGCGACUGAAAGAAGGAGAUGAGAUUUUGGAGGUAAAUGGAGAAUCACUCCAAGGACUCACACACCAACAGGCCAUCCAGACCUUCAAGCAGCUGAAAAGAGGGGUUGUGACCCUUACAAUUCGCACCCGUCUGCGCAGUCUCGGCCUAACUCCAUGUGCAACCCCAACCCUACCCAGUCGCUCCAGCUCAUCCAACUCUUACACUGAUGGGGGCACACCUGUCCCAUUAGGCGUGGAAGAUGUUGAAGGCCACAAGGGUCCUGGUCUAGGUCCAAAAGACUGCAUCGUCAUGGAGGUUACUCUUAAUAAAGAACAUGGAGUUGGUCUGGGGAUUGGAGUCUGUUAUCUGAUGCUGGAGAACUCUGUUCCUGGUAUCUAUAUCCACAGCUUAGCUCUUGGGUCCAUUGCCAAGAUUGAUGGAAGGCUCAGUCGUGGAGAUCAGAUUCUGGAGGUGGACUCUGUCAGUCUUCGUCAUGCUGCACUUAGUGAGGCUUACGCUAUUCUCAGUGAAUGUGGACCUGGUCCAGUCAGUCUCAUUAUAAGCAGACAUCCAGACUCCAAGGUAUCAGAGCAAGAAAUGGAUCAAAUUAUUGCUCAAUCAACCAAUAAGGACAAUGUGUUCAGAAACAGACCCUCCUCUCAUUGCCAAGGUCAGUCUUGUAAAAGCCGUCGGGCAGAUGUAAAGUCCAGUGAGGAGGACAGCCCCUCUGCUCUCAGCUGGACCAUGAAGAGGUUCCUUGAGCCUGUCAGCAGAGGAUCCCUGAGCUCUGAGACAGAACUAUCUGAGUACUUCCCUCAUGAGGUUCCUCUGGCCACAUCUGGGUCUGUUCUGAAGAGCUCAAACAGUGGUCAAGGGCUCCACCAGCUGGGCAGCAGAGCCUCAACAUAUGGCCCACUACAAUCGCAAGAAUGCAGCACCUCUGUGACAGAUGUUAACCACAGCCCUGGAUGCACAACAUCACACAACAAGACUUCUGUCCCUUUACAUCAACAUACAGAGCCCCUUUGCCAUGCCCUCGCUGAUUCCAGUACCAUCUCAAUGCGGAGCCCACUUCUCUGCCAACGAAAGGUCAUACACUCAGAGGAUGAGUUCAGUGACGAUGAGGCAUCAGAUAAAGCUGAAAACACUGAACCACUGACCCAGCAACAAAAACCCACACCUGCACACUUACCACAGAUGCUAUCUAACUCCAUACCAAGUGGAGAAGAGAUAGCAACAUGGCUGAUGCCCAGACAGCUCUUUGAAAGGGAAGAUUUCAGAGGUUUUCACACUGUUAAUUUAAAGAGAAAAGAAGAAGAGACAUUUGGGCUGGACCUGGAGAUUAUGUCAUCCCCUCUGAGAGUUAUGAUUGCUGGUUUAAAGCGUGACAGUGCUGCUGAAUGGGACUGUGAAACUAAACUCUGCCCCGGUGAUGAGAUUGUGAAAAUUGGAGGUAAACCAGUGAACUCCUCAAGCUACCAGGAAAUCUGUGAACUUAUGCACCAUCUUCCAGUGAAGCUGUCUUUGGACGUGAGGCGAGCAACUUCAGCUGUAGGACCAAGUGAUGAAGUUGCAAGAUGGAACCCUACCCAGUCUGUGCAGGACACACCUGCUAUAGCUACAUGGAGAAACUCGGGAGAAUCCAAGAGCUCAACCCAAACUGGAAGUGAAUUUCAACCAGCCAUCACAAAAAUAAUUGAUGUCUCAUCUGAAGGCAGGAUUUCUUUAGAUGAAUACAAAGUCCCUUGUAAAAUAUUCUCUGAUUCAUUUACCUCUGCAGCCCAGCUGGAGGAUGUCAGCAUCUGUAUUCAACAUAAUGUUUCCAAAAAUAUGUGUACAAAAGAAAACAUAGGUGCUUCAGUGAGUGAAUCUGUCCCUGACAACAAUAGACUGGGAAGUGAAGUGGCUGUUGAGACUACUUCAGAAUCUUUGAGAGACAAAGAUCAGGCUUUGUCUAAAUUACCAAUAGAUGAAGAGAGCUCUACUGUCGCAUGUCUCCACUUUGAGCUUUGUCAAAUAACAGACCCCACCUCUGCAGAGCCAUCAUGCCAUGUAUCCACCAAGACAGGACAUGGACCAGCUGGAGAGAGCCCCAUUAACUGUACCCAAAUAAACACUUACCUCAAACCAAGAAGCCUCUCCCAGGCAGACUCUGGCAUCACUCAGGUUCCUUCAGGUGUGUCUGGAGAUGAAUCACAGUCCUCAAAUUUUUGUGGGAAUCUGAGUACACACACUUCUUCCACUGAAUCCAAGACUUCAGAUUCCAGUGGUGGAUCACAUUCUGGAGGUUCUGACUUUAAUAACCAGGUCUUGAAAGAUAAAGCAGAUUUAAGCCCAGAGGCUAUGUUCAUUUUUAAGAACACGUCUGAUUUAAAGCCACUUAAUGAUUCAGACUGUUCUGCAGAAAGUGGGAAAGUUGAACAACAACUGGCAGCUGGACCUCCAAAAUUAAACGUGUUAAGUAUUCAAAGUAUCAGUAUUGCACAGGAAGAACCUCAACUGAAAGCAUUCAGAAGUGAAAGCCUCAUACCUUUGGACAGAAAUGUUGCCUUGAAAGAGUUUACCAAAUUUCAACCAACCACAAUCGUGUCCAGCUUCUUGAAUUCAAACAGGCAGCUGGAUGUGAACAUUUGCCAUGAAUUAUCCAAAGUCAGUGACAGAAUGCACAAUGCAGCUCAGCAUGGACUCUCUGGAAGCACUAUUCAAACUGUACAAUGUCCCAAAGAAAAGAACAUAAUUUCUUGUUCCAAAUCAUCAGUCUUAUCACUAGAGCAGUCAUGCCCCUCUAUUACCCAGAGAACAUUCAUGGAACUUCAGUUGUCUCCAGCCAGUGGUCUUAUAUCACCACUAUUUAAAUAUAAUAAAGAAACAACUUCAAAACCCACUAAAGACUCUAAAAUCAAAACAUAUGCAAGAUUAGCAUCUAAACUUUCUCCUAUUUCCAGGGGUGAAAUAACUAAUGGCAUGACCAAACGUGAAGGCUUUGAUUACACUGAAAAAGCUCAGCUAACCAACACGGAUGACCCAAAACCAAGUCAAAUUCUGGUGUCAGGCGAGACCCUGAAAUUCAGUACAUCUCGACGAAUCUGUCGAACCAUGGAAAGGUGGAGCUUAUCCAAAGAUGUCACCCUGUCUGCAGGUUACAAGCCUUUUUCUGUUCGACAUAAAAUAAAGUCCUAUGAAAGCCUUGCCAACUUGGAUAAACCUGUGGCUAAAAGCAGUGAUGUUCAUACUUUUGCAGUAGCAUAUACAGCCUCACUUAACCAGAGGAUCUCUGGAUAUAUGGACUCGGUUAAUUCUGUUGACUGGCGGGGCCACCAAAGAAAUAACAGCUCUUACAACAACUGUUUGACAUCAGUAGCAUCCCUUUCCCCUCCUCUUAGAAAAUCUGCAGGGAAUGAAAAUCAGAAAGCCCCAGAUGGGACCAUAUCACAUAACCGUGUGGUGCUGCGAAGGAAACAUGGCAGACUUCCCACCAGGAAGGUGCAUCAGUCAAGGACUCUCAGUAUGCCCAAUUUAGAAAAACUAUGCACUGAUAACUUCAAUAGAGGAAAUACCACAGCUGGUAAUAAAAAUGAUCGCAGCGUCUGCUUAACUCCAAAAGCCAACAUGACCAACUGUUUCUCACCAGCUGCAAUGUUUAGCAGUGGUGAUGAUGUGACUUCUGAGGACACUCCUCAGGGAUCUCCAGACACCAGACAGCCUGGCUGGUCUAUCAGGUUGAAGGAGCUGGUGGAAUAUCCUGUGAGUCAGCGUAAGCUGAAAACAUUGCUUACCUCCCAGACAACUCAGUCGUAUGUGAUGAGUUUGCUGGAAGAGACCAAGGCCCACUCCGAGGUAAUAAACAACAACAAUACUCUUCUGGUUGUCCUGAAUAAAGAAGAGGGUGCAGGACUUGGCUUCAGUGUUGCUGGUGGUGCCGACAUUGAUCAGAAGAAAAUAACUGUAAGUGCCCAGAAAUUAUCUAUUUGAGUUGAACAGUUGAAUGUCUUGUGCAAAUGUCCUUAUCAUGAGACAAAAUAAAACGCUUAAAUACUGCACCCCCCCGCACGCACACAGGUGUUUCCAGAUACACUAUGUUGGACUGCAGUUUCCACUAAAUACAUUUUGUUUUAAGUUGUACCAUGUACGUUUCAGUGAUGUUGUAGUUGUUUUUGUUGUUGUUCUUUCUCUUUAAACCUUUUCCUUUAAGCAGUCUUUUCUGUCUCCAUGUCCAUUACAUUUGAAAUAAACCCAAAGUAAUUUCUAAUAAAUUUAUUGGGCACUCAGCAGCACAGGCUUCAGAGGAGUUUAACAGGGGAGAAGGCA
Messenger RNA from Xiphophorus couchianus (Monterrey platyfish), 7019 nucleotides. RefSeq names its product PDZ domain containing 2 (gene pdzd2). Gene Ontology annotation, molecular function: protein binding. Lineage: Eukaryota; Metazoa; Chordata; Actinopteri; Cyprinodontiformes; Poeciliidae. The record is from RefSeq and is a predicted model, not a curated record. The coding region runs from base 807 to 6683 and encodes 1958 amino acids. The transcript is spliced from 24 exons.